This is a messenger RNA of Psylliodes chrysocephalus, 1222 nucleotides long. NCBI's taxonomy places the organism in Eukaryota, Metazoa, Arthropoda, Insecta, Coleoptera, Chrysomelidae. The record is from the annotation of a GenBank genome assembly.
GUUUUCAAUACGAUGAUCGAUAGGUGACCAGUGCUUGUAUUUUGUUCUUAAAAAGUUUAUUAGUUUUUGUGUUUUGGAUUACAUUGGAUACCUGCAUACUUUUGAUUUUCGACAUACUAAACAUGCGAGCCCCUUUGUACCUAGUCUGUGCCACGCUGGUCGUGGGUAUCAGAAGUGAAGAAACGUCCGCUGGUGGAGGGUACUUCAACAACAGAGGACAACUGGAACCCAUCAACAUGGCCGUCGAUCAAGAAACUAUUUCCUACCUUUUACCGAAAUUGGCUGCAAAAUACCGACCUAACAGCGAAUGGGCAGGUGUAACAGAUCCCAGAUUCUAUUUGUUGACUGAAGAAAUGGAGUCCAAUGAAUUCGACAAUCAGAUGCAACACCCGGAAAUACGAAUCAAACGAGCAGGAAAUAGUCGCAUCGGCGAAGCAGGAGGUUCCCUUUCAAUUGUCAACUCGUUAGAUGUGUUGCGCAAUAGAUUGUUGUUGGAAAUCGCGAGAAAAAAGGCAAAAGAGGGCGCUACGCGUAACAGACAGAUGCUGAUGAAUCUCGGCAAAAGGGGAUUUUUCCAAGGGGCUCGUGGAUACUACAACGAAGUGUAAAAUAUUUAAAUGUAGGAAUUUAUUUUUAAAAAACAGUAGCAUAUAUAAAAAUAGCUUUUAUUUUAUUGUGAAUUUAUUUAUUUAUUUAAAAAUAAAUGUGUUUUCUUAUCAAAAUAUUUAGUUUUAAUUAAUUUUUAAUUACAAUAUAUGUAAAAUGGAUGCUUAUUAUAAAUAUAGAAAUUUGUUGAAACAUUGUUGUAAUACUGUUCAAAAAAUAUAAUAAUGAUCAGCAAAAUAGGUUACAAUGUAAAACUGCCCCGUUAAGAAGAAAUCACAUAAUCUAUAGGUACAGAUGAGGUAUAUAUAGACAUACACUUAUGCUUUUUCUUCUUAAUAAAUAAUAAAUUAGUAAACAGUUUGGAAAUAUAUGCUUUUGUAUUGGCCAUGCAAUACAAAAGGUAGACGAAAGACAUUCAAAAUUUUCAUCACUUAUUUUUGUCCGACAAACCUUCGUGUUUUAAAAUAAGAAACACAUUUUUUUGUAACUUGGAAAAUAUUCUAGAGUGAUAGGGUAGUAAUUUAAUGGUAAGACAUUGAUAGUUAUUGUAUUUUUUGUAAUAAAAUAAGCAAGGUAAAAUUGUAUAAAUAAAUGAUUUGAAAAUAAUAAAUGAGUU